UAAUUUGCCAGAUGAAGUUUCAUUUUCAAGAAAACAUACCUGAUUAUACGUAGCAAUAGAGGUGGAAUUUAUUUACCAUCGAAAUCAAAACUAACGUCAAAAUCGUGAUGCCGGGUGGUCGGACCGCACUCUUCGGCAGCUGUAAUGAGCUGCCAGGAAUUAUGGCGGUGACACGUGAGGCGAUCAUCGGUCUCUACCGAAAUAUGAUAAGACAAAGCAAGAAAUGGAACUCCUAUAAUUACAGAACCUACGCUCUUCGGAAGAUCCGUCAUGAAUUUAGAGAAAAUAAAACACUGAAGGACCAGGAAAAGAUAAAAGACACAUUUCAAUUUGGAGUCCAGAAUUUAGAAGUAAUAAAGCGACAGGUGAUACUUGGGAAUCUCUACGGCGGACGUCCUCUAGUAAUUGAAACUAAGUCGACAUUAAAUACACAACAUAUUUAAUCACUAUCUAUAGCGUGAGAAACGGAAGGCAAAUCAUUCUGAUGGCUACCCAUCACAGAGCGGAACACAAUUAUAAUCUAUGUUGACAAAUGAUUCUUUCUCCUGUAUUACUGAGUUCGUUCCUUAGCUGUAAAAUAAUAUUUAUAUUAAACGAUUCUUUUCCUCCGUG
Messenger RNA from Athalia rosae (coleseed sawfly), 612 nucleotides. It is a transcript of the gene bcn92, whose product is annotated as protein bcn92. Gene Ontology annotation, biological process: iron-sulfur cluster assembly. NCBI's taxonomy places the organism in Eukaryota, Metazoa, Arthropoda, Insecta, Hymenoptera, Athaliidae. The record is from RefSeq and is a predicted model, not a curated record. The transcript is spliced from 3 exons. Gene Ontology annotation, cellular component: mitochondrion; L-cysteine desulfurase complex. The coding region runs from base 108 to 443 and encodes 111 amino acids.